AAGACCGCCACAACAGAAAAGAAUUUCAAACAGCAAUACUCCAUUGUCGAUUCUCGUGUCAGCAUCUCAAUACAUCACCAGUUCACUUAAGAAAACGCACUUCCUUCUUCUUCUUCUUUAUUUUUUUCUUCUUCGGUCACGUGCAUGGAUAGUUGCCGGGACCUCUGCAAGUGUUGCCUCGGCAUCGUCUUCUCCCUGGGUUUCUCGGCGCUCUUCCUCUGGCUCAGUCUCCGCACGGACCCUCCCAAAUGCUCCCUCCAAUCUCUCUCUCUUCUCGCCCAAAACGACACCGUCGUCUUCCAACUUUCCCUUCGAAACGUCAACAAGGACAAGGGCGUCAAAUACGGCGUCGUUCUCGUCACCUUCGCGCUCUUCCUCGACAACACCACCACGCGCCCUCUGGCCAACGCCACGCUCCUCCCAUUCUACCAGGGACGCGGAAAAACCGCGCGCAAGUGGGGUUCCGCCGUGGCGCCGCGCUUAGCCCGACUCAACCUCACGGCGGCGGUGAAGAACGGGAAUGUGUUCCUGCGCGUGGAGUUCGCUACUCGGGUGAAGUACAAGGUGUGGCUGUCGUUUUACAUUAAACGGCACCAUUUGGUCGGAGGGGCUAAUGUUGAGAUUAAUGCUAGCUCCGGGGAGAAGGUGGAGCCUAAAGCGAUUAGGCUCGGAGACGUCCCUCCCAGGCUCGGGUCCCGAGCUGCGAUGGUUCGGAGUUCGUAUGUGGCGGUUGUUGGAGUUUUUGUCACAGUUUUUUUUCUCACUUGUGUUGACCGUUGACUAUUGAGUGUGAUAUGUUUAAUUAUAAUUGGUAAUUUAUAUUGUGUUGAAUUGCUUUGAUGCUGAGACGGUGGGU
Messenger RNA from Vigna umbellata (rice bean), 856 nucleotides. RefSeq names its product protein NDR1-like. The record is from RefSeq and is a predicted model, not a curated record. Gene Ontology annotation, biological process: defense response to other organism. Lineage: Eukaryota; Viridiplantae; Streptophyta; Magnoliopsida; Fabales; Fabaceae. Gene Ontology annotation, cellular component: plasma membrane; plasmodesma.